Camponotus floridanus (Florida carpenter ant) is the source of this 5838-nucleotide messenger RNA. It is a transcript of the gene Trim9, whose product is annotated as E3 ubiquitin-protein ligase TRIM9. The coding region runs from base 1135 to 3264 and encodes 709 amino acids. Gene Ontology annotation, molecular function: protein binding; zinc ion binding. The record is from RefSeq and is a predicted model, not a curated record. The transcript is spliced from 8 exons. NCBI's taxonomy places the organism in Eukaryota, Metazoa, Arthropoda, Insecta, Hymenoptera, Formicidae.
CCUGCCUUCCGUAGGGCGCCUCUCUCCCUCUUCGGUCACGCUCCUGAGCGUGCGUGGCCGCAAUGCGCGACGGUUCUUUGACUCGACGCCGGGAGUCAGUCAACCCGGUGACGGCUUCCAGGUUGCGUGCUGUUCCCUGCCAAGCGUGGUCUCUCGGCGCUCACGAGCUCGAGCGAGGGCGGCAAAUGCGUGUGUCGCGUGUGUAAGUACGUGCUCCGAGUUGUCAAAGCCAACAGACGCGUCAACGAGACCCUCGAGUACGCGGGGAAAGGAAGCGACGACGGACGCGCGUUCUUAGCGGAGGAUGCGAAAAGCCCGCGAUGCGCGCGAUCGACAGGUGACACGUUCCCGCUGAAGCGUGAAAGAAUUUCCUCCGUUCGCCACUAGCCCUAAUAGAGGUGUGCGUUGCGUUCGUGGACGCGCGAUGGGUCACCAGCGAGCACACUGGUGAAUCGAAGGAUCAAAGGAUCUUUUUCUUCAGCGCGAUCGAGAUCGACCGCGCAUGAUCCGAGUGUGGAAUUCGAUGGGAUUACUUCAGUGAUGAGAUCAGGAAGCGUGUGCGAUUGAUAAAAGAUCGAUUGAUAAUUGAUAGGGAACGUCGAAUUUCAUGUUUCGGUUUACAAUUGAAAAGUCUCUUGACUUAUAUCGCAUUGAAGAGAAAUCUUCUGAAGAAGCUCCGGCAGACUCUUUAUUAUCGUGUUAUUGUGUCAGACUAUGAAAGUGCGAUCUCUCCUCAGCUCCGAAGGCAUAAUCGGAUUCUAAUGACGAACGCUUUUCCGAUAGAUCAUCCCGCGAGGAAGGACCCCAUCGAGCGAACUUGUUGACGGCGCAUCCACGUAAUCGGCAGCGGAAUCCCCGAGGAAGCGCAGCGAGGAAUUCAAAUAUCUCCGUUCACUCGGCAUUCGCAUCCUUCGCAGCGCAUUUCGCGGGUUCGAUCGCCGACGAAGCGGGGCGGAGGGGGAUCGAUCGAGACCAUCGACGCGGCCGCAACGUCGCGUCGCCCGCCAUCCUGAGGGAGGAACCCUGCAGACCCGAUCGAGACGAUCCGAGCUGCCGCGGCUCGAGAGGAUCCACGAGGAAUCCUCCACGGAAUCCCGGCCGAUCGCCAGACGGCGAGCCACCGGUGCAUCCACGAUGGAGGACGAGCUGCGGUGCCCCAGCUGUAAGGAGCUGUUCGUGGAGCCGGUGCUGUUACCCUGCUGGCACGCCUUGUGCCUGGCCUGCGCCGUGAACCUGCAGGCGCCUCCGGAUUCGCCUCCGGAAUCCACCGCCGACUCGUCCAACGCGCCCGGCUCCGAUCAGGAGGCCGAUAAGCUGUCCAUCUUAUCGGAGACCGACUCCGGCGUGGUUUGCAGCAGCACGUCCACGAGCUCGCGACCGGGUAGCUACGUCGGCACCCCGGGCAACGGGGGCGGCUUCCCGCCGUCCGGAGGCACCCUCUGCCUCUCGUGCCCCGUCUGCCAGAAGACCGUCUACUUCGACGAGGGCGGCGCCCACAACCUGCCCAAGUAUUGGGCGAUGCAGCACAUCGUUGACAAGUAUCAGGAAUCGCGGAACGCGCGGCUACAGUGCCAGAUGUGCGAGGGGGAACCGCGCGACGCCACCGUCGCGUGCGAGCAGUGCGAGGUUUUAUACUGCGACGCCUGCAGAGAGUCCUGCCAUCCGAAGAGGGGUCCAUUGGCGGCUCACAAUCUGGGACCACCGAGAGGCAGCUGGCAAUCGAACGGGGGCAAGGGAUCCCGGCCCGAAAACACGCCGGUCUGCAACGAUCACAACGGCGAGGCGGUGACCCUCUAUUGUGCCCUUUGCAAAAUCGCGAUAUGCGCCCUGUGUCUUCGUGAUCGUCACGCCGCUCAUCCUCACGACGUCCUGCCAUUGGCUGCUGCUUGCAAAGCGCAAAAGACGGAGCUGUCGCAGAAUUUGCAGCAGCUGUCGGAGAGAGCCCGCUCGACGACGGAGUUCAUUCAAAGGCUCAAAGGAAUGACGGACAAAGUGCAUGAGGAAUGCAUGGUGCUCGAGGGAGAGGUCGAGGAUCGGGUGGCGAACCUGGUGAGUCUCCUGCAGGCGAGAAAGUCGCGACUGAUCGAGGCCGCUCGACAGACCCGCGAGGCCAGGGUGCGUUCGUUGCGUGACCAGGUGGCCAGAUGCGCCACGCACCUGCAGACGACCACGGCGCUGCUCACCUUCUGCAUCGAGGCGCUGAAGGAGACGGACAGCGCGGCCUUCCUGCAGAUUGGCGGGAUGUUGUCGGUGCGAGCGGCGACCGCCGCCGGCUCCUGGGGCGGCGCCGAGGGUGUACAGGAGAUUGCUCGUCUGCCAUUGCUGGAUCUCACCCUGGACGACAAACCGCUGCGUCGUGCCAUCGAUCAACUCACCUUCGUCCAGCUGAAACCACCCGGAGCGCCUUUACUGAUCCCCGAAGAGUGUAGCGCCGAGAACAACAGCGUCACCGUUGCCUGGCAGCCGCCACCUGGGCACGGAAUUAUAGGCUGCGCCGGACAGAGAGGUCCCGCCAUCGAGGGAUACCUCUUGGAGUUGGACGACGGCUGCGGCGGGGAGUUCAGGGAGGUAUACUGCGGCCGUGAGACUAUCUGCACCGUGGAUGGGCUGCACUUCAACUCGCUCUAUAACGCCAGGGUGCGAGCCUUUAACAGCGCCGGCGAGGGUGAAUACUCGGAACUGAUCGGCCUUCAGACCGCGGAGGUGGCGUGGUUUUCGUGGGCCACCGGCGCGGCUGGCAUACCGCAGGAGGUGUCCAUAUCGGAGGACGCGAUGAGCGCGUCCUGCGAGGGCUACGAGCACCGCGUGGUCCUCUCGAGCGUCGGCUUCUCGCGAGGGGUCCACUACUGGGAGCUGACUAUCGAUCGCUAUCACAGUGACACCGAUCCGGCCUUCGGUAUCGCCCGGGCCGACGUUUCGCGCGAUCAGAUGCUAGGUAAGGACGACAAGGGCUGGAGCAUGUACAUAGAUCGGCAACGGUCGUGGUUCAUGCAUGGCGGUGGUCACGCGCAGCGCACCGAGGGUGGCGUUCAACAAGGCUCGACUGUCGGCGUCCUCCUCGACCUGGACACCACGCACACAUUGCGCUUCUUCGUCAACGAUCAGCCCCAGGGCGGCGUCGCGUUCCGCGAUCUCUACGGCGUCUUUUAUCCGGCGAUAAGCCUGAACCGCGGCGUCACCGUAACCCUUCACACCGCCCUGGACGUACCGCGUCAUUUGCUCGCGCUUCACGAGGAGUAUGUUAGCGAUAUGGUUCAAAGCUAGGGGUAUCUCAAUGUCCUCAAGAAAGGCCUGUCGCAGGAGAUCGGCUCGCCCUUAAGCUCGACCGUUUGCAUCGGUGACAGGUGCAGGGACUUCGAGUCGGGCCAGCUGCUGGAGAAGAUUGUCGAGGAGAGCCCGGUCGACGUUAAUUGAUGAAUAGAUCGCUCUGAGAAUGCCUAAUAUGAUCGUAGCCUCGGUUUUCUAUCAUCUCGCUCGGUUCGACGUGCCCGGAAUCGCUCCAAAAUGUCGAUAUCGACGUGAACUUUGACUUUUUUGCCACGUUGUGCGGCGACACGAAAGCGGUUCGAUUUUCACGCGAACUCAGAGUACGUAAUAUUCCCUCCGAAUAUUUUGCAGCUAUUCGAAAAUGUAUUUUGCGAGUACAGCGAGUACAUUUUAUGUCAUAUCCGAUUUAGAAAUAAGAAUUUUUAUGUACGAUUCAGAAGUGCAUUGCCCCUGAGAGUGUUAAUCCGAGUAAAAUUCGCGUUACUUGUCUGAAUAUAAGCGGGAUCCACGAGUAAUGACAAUUCAACAGGUCCGGAAACUUUAGCGAGGGAGACGCAAACUACUGGAUCUUUUUGGAUCCGGCUUAUUCGAGAAACUGAAACUCUAACUGAAAUCGGGAUUAUUUUCCGUUUCGUUUGCACGAUCAAUACUAAACCGGAAACCAUCGAGAUAAUAUUUUCAUCAGAGAUGCAGACAUUUAAAAUAUACAAGACAGUAUAGAGCCACUCUCGAAGAGUGAGAAGCCGCUUUAUUCUCAAGACUUAAUGAGACUGAAGUAAUUUACGCGCACACGUCACGCAGUCCAUAAAUAAUACUUCCCGUCAGGAGGUCAAGACAACCGAGAUAAAGCCCCCUCCGUUCAAGAACAGCACAUUUUCUAUAUAUAGCGCGCGCUAUAAAGCGAAGCAAAGAAAAUGUUUUUUUUCUACGUACAUUUCCUGAAUACGUUUCUUCAUCCUGGAAGAUUAUCUCGAAGACAUAACGCACUUCUCAGAGUUCGAUGCUUCAGUCUAAACUAAUUCUUUGACGUUUCGUCCUGUACAACUGACUACAAUCUACGAGUGUAUGUAUCGAUCGGAGAAAUUGCCGAAUACUUAACUGAAACUGGAAGAGUUGACCCUUGGAAGCAAGGAAACGUCCAUUAGCAAAUAGCCAAGUAUCGUCGCCGACAAACUUCCGUCGAGGACCGUGUUUGAGUAGAAGCGAUCAAUCGGUCGGUUCGAGAGAUCGCGUCAAGAGAGGCGAAGAGUCACCCUGAAUAAGUGAGAGGAAUCUCUUUGCGAAAUUCGUCGAUGGAGGAAGAAACGUGAGUAUCGUUUCGCUCACUCGAUGAAACGCGACGAUUCUCUUGGAACUUCUUACUUCGGGGAGUAAAGUCGAGACUCUAGGGCGCAAAGAGCAUCUUGAGGGCUGACAGAAGGCAUCGAGAAGAACGUUGAGCAGUCUUCUUUACAGCUUGCACCAAGUAACUAGUAAAGAAACUCGACGAUCGAUCCCACCGGACGGCAUCCGCCGUACAUUUUAUCGAUCGCGUAAUUAAUUCUUUCAUCAUCUACCGUCGUAUCGGCGCCGAACCAUCAUGAUAAUCCAUUGAGGAACUCAUCAUUCGCCUCGCGUAAUCAUCGUAUAACGCAAAAGGUAUAGACAAUUUUUAUCAACAAAUUUUUAUAAUGAGAUAAUUCAAUCUUACGAAGAGGGGAAAUGCCAUUUUUUCUAUACUUUUUAUAUAAAAUAACAUUCUUUUAUGCUAAAAUAUGCAAGGAAGACGGUGCAUUUUCUUUUUCUGCCGAAUGGAUCGACGGAGAAUUCAGAUUCUUAACUUAUUCGAUGCUGAAACGAUUAACGAGGGCGCGAAAUCGCGAGCAUUGAAUCUUUGAAUGAGCGCUGACGAGGCGCGAUCGACGACUGAAGAGACGGAGGAUAAUCGACCACGGUAAGAUAAUUAUCCUAUACAGGACGAGGAAUCUGAGCUCCUCGGGUUACAUGCUGAUCGAACGGUUCCUCGUCCUGCUCGCGAUCGACACCCCGAGAUCGCUCGAUCGUCCUAUCAUUCAUUAUCCAUAUCGACACACGUAUAAGUGUAAUCGCGUUUUGUAGGCGUUAAGCUCCAUUAAAAGCGUAUAGACAGGUAAGGCGUAUAAAGCACAGUGCUGCCGCGGCUUUAGUGUACAAUAACAUAGGAAUCGCGUAUACGUUUUUCUAGUCUUCGAUAGAGACCUCCCCUGAUCGACAUCUCUCUCCUCUCUGUUUAGACCCACCCUUAUUCCGUCCCCCUUUCCCUUCCUUUCUCCCUCGCACUCGCGUCUACGCUGGUCCUUUUUUACGACUUUGUAUCUCGACAGGUCAGGAAAACAGGACGCUCGAUGUUCUCGUUAUAUUCCGAUGUAACGAUAACCCGGAAGCGUAAUUCCGCGCCGGGCAUCGCGUUCGCUGCUGCUGCGCGCGUCUAUUGGCGCCAUAUGUACAUAAGUGUAUAUAUACAUAUGACUAUAUCGAUUGUACCGCCGAUGAAUUUACCGAUUGUACCAUUUACGACUCUGUAUCGGAUCAAUAAAACGCAACGAAAACGCC